AUGGGGGCGGGAGAAAGAAAAACAUUUAAAAAAAAUGUAUUAAAAAGAAAGCAUUCCACUUGGCAGCAAGCGCGCGGGAAGUUCAGCGCCCGAGUUCCGGGUUUCCCUGCCUUUUGUCAGCCCCCAGCCAGCCGCAACGUGAGUGAGCCCCCAGACCCUUGUUCUGCUGCCCUGCCCAUCACGCGCCCCCAUCUCCUAGUAAACUCCAGAAAGAAUACCUCCAGAAACUUCUGGGGACAAUUUCCCAGCGGUAAGGCCACAGAGAUGAGUGUAGCAGCCAAAUACCGCACGGCUUCUUUGUAUGUGGGUGACCUGCAGGAAGAUGUAACUGAGGACCUAUUGUUUAAGAAGUUCAACACUGUGGGGCCAGUCCUGUCCAUACGCAUUUGCAGGGACCUGGCCACCCAUUGCUCCUUGGGCUAUGCCUAUGUGAACUUCCUACACUUGGCUGAUGCACAAAAAGCCCUGGACACCAUGAACUUUGACUUGAUAAAUGGAAAAGCCAUCCGACUUAUGUGGUCCCAGCGUGAUAACUAUUUAAGGAAAUCUGGGAUUGGAAACAUAUUUAUCAAGAAUCUGGACAAAUCCAUUGAUAACAAAACCCUUUAUGAGCAUUUUUCAACUUUUGGGAAGAUUCUCUCCUCUAAGGUAAUGAGUGAUGAUCAAGGCUCCAAGGGUUAUGCAUUUGUGCACUUUGAGAACCAGCAUGCUGCAGACAGGGCCAUUGAAGAGAUGAAUGGGGCUCUGUUCAGGAACUGCAGAAUGUUAGUAAGCAGAUUCAAAACUCGUCAAGAUCGUGAAGCUGAGCUCAGAAAUAAACCUACUGAAUUCACCAAUGUUUACAUCAAAAACUUUGGUAUUGACAUGGAUGAUAAGAGACUGCAGGAAGUUUUCAGCAAAUAUGGUACAACUCUAAGUGUUAAGGUGAUGACAGAUUCCAGUGGGAAAUCCAAAGGCUUUGGUUUUGUAAGUUUUGUUAGCCAUGAGGCUGCCAAGAAAGCUGUGGAAGAAAUGAAUGGAAAGGACAUGAAUGGACAGCUGAUAUUCGUAGGCCGGGCACAGAAGAAAACAGAACGUCAGGCUGAGCUAAAGCAAAUGUUUGAGCAGUUAAGGCAAGAAAGAAUUCGCAGAAGCCUUGGAGUAAAGCUCUAUAUUAAGAACAUUGAUGACACCAUUGAUGAUGAAAAGCUAUGGAAGGAGUUUUCUUCAUUUGGAUCGAUUAGCAGAGUUAAAGUAAUGCAGGAAGAAGGUCAAAGUAAAGGAUUUGGCUUGAUCUGUUUCUCCUCUCCUGAGGAAGCUACUAAAGCAAUGACUGAAAUGAAUGGCCGCAUCUUGGGUUCCAAGCCACUCAACAUUGCUCUAGCCCAGAAGCAUGAUGAAAGAAAAGCAUACUUCACCAGCCAAUAUUUGCAAUAG
Elephantulus edwardii (Cape elephant shrew) is the source of this 1416-nucleotide messenger RNA. RefSeq names its product polyadenylate-binding protein 4-like. Gene Ontology annotation, molecular function: RNA binding. Gene Ontology annotation, cellular component: ribonucleoprotein complex. The record is from RefSeq and is a predicted model, not a curated record. Lineage: Eukaryota; Metazoa; Chordata; Mammalia; Macroscelidea; Macroscelididae.